GACAGAGCGUAACGGUAGACCUACAAUCGGUUGAUGCUUCGCGAGAUGAGCGGGCGUAGACGUGACUGCUCUUUUUAGGGUUACGUUAGGGCUUGGAAGAAAACCCCUAAACCAAUUUGGUUGUUAUCAGUCACGUGCAGGAGGAUUGUUUGCCAGCCUCACAGCACCGCUAUUCUCCCAGCCUCGCUCGCCACGGUUGUCUGAUCGUGAGCUCAGAUAUCCUACUCCACGUUAAAGAUGAAUGCUGUCGAGGUUUACGUUUCGUCCAUUCCUGGUCUGCCAGAUUUGCAGUUUGUCCCGGUUUUGGGGAGCACUUCCGUCAAGUCGCUGCUCGAGCAAAUCACUGCGCAUCUGCCGCAGUCCGUGGCGAGUAACUCUUACAUAUCGUAUGCGUCCGGUCGGCCUUUGAAGUCAGACGAUGCGCGGACACUAUCCCAGAUUGCAAGUCUUUCUAGCAGUCUGCUGCCUUAUGUAUCACUGCGAAUCAAUGCAAGGCUGAAUGGAGGAAAAGGAGGAUUUGGAUCUCAGCUUCGUGCUCAGGGUGGAAAGAUGGCCGCCAAGCGGAGAAGAAUUAAGGACGAUGAGGCUAGUAAAGACAGAUUCAGAAAUCUUGACGGUAGACGAAUGAAAAGCGUGCGCCAAGCUAAAGAUCUCGCACUCUAUUUGGAAACCGCUCCUGCUCGUAUCAAGGAAGCUGCUAAGCAGAAGAAAGAACGAUUGCUGGCUUUGGCGAAUGCAGAGCCAAGUACGGUCCGUUACGAUGAUACACAAUUUCUAGAUGAGAGCGAGGAGCUUCUCGACGAUCUGAAGCGGAUAGUAGGCGAAUCGUUUCAUUUCAGCAGGGACGAUAGCGAUAGUGAAGGUGAUGACGACUCAGAAAUGGACGAGGAGGAAUAUGAGGAGGAAGAAGAAGGGGCAGAGCAGGCUGUUGAUGAAGGAAAAGACACCCGAGACGGGACCGCCGAACGGAGUGAUAGCGACGAGCGAAGCUCGAAUGAGCUGGAGCGGAUAUCUACAUCGGGAUCAUCUCGGUCAAGAAUCCCUAAGAUGACGGCAUUCUUUGAAGACGAUGAAGGGAGUGAAGACGACAGUGAGGACGAUUAAGUUGUCUACGCAAGAAAUCGUUGUUUUGAUUAUGAGCAGAAGAAAUAUCUGACUGUGAUAUCAAACUCGGGAUAAGGCAUAUUGAUAUGCUAUAGUUUAGAUUUGCUAUAGCUAGACAAUCUCUCGCGAGUUGAAAUCUCGCCAGCUACACCGCACAGAAAAGUCAGACGCGGCUUGGUCAUAUGUGUCAAGAUGUCUACUAUCUCAGCACUCCUGGCUUCUGGGUACGGAGGUCUACAGAUUGCUCACAGAUUACUCGAUUAUGUAUCAGCACGGGUGAUGCUGACUUCCAAUAUUCUAUCCAAUAUAAAUGCUA
Molecule: messenger RNA, 1420 nt
Organism: Myxozyma melibiosi
Lineage: Eukaryota; Fungi; Ascomycota; Lipomycetes; Lipomycetales; Lipomycetaceae
Product: telomere stability and silencing-domain-containing protein
Exons: 2
Coding region: 238-1104 (288 amino acids)
Cellular component (GO): nucleus
Source: RefSeq, a predicted model, not a curated record